Molecule: messenger RNA, 399 nt
Organism: Salvia miltiorrhiza (redroot sage)
Lineage: Eukaryota; Viridiplantae; Streptophyta; Magnoliopsida; Lamiales; Lamiaceae
Exons: 1
Coding region: 1-399 (132 amino acids)
Source: RefSeq, a predicted model, not a curated record
AUGGAGGAAUCCGACGGACGCAGGCAGCGGAGGAAGAGGACCGGUGGCCGCGGAGGAGGAGGACCGGUGGCGGCGGAGGAAUCCGACGCUGGCAGCAGAGGACACGGCUCCAGGGAGGGGCGGGGCGAGCAGCGGCGCGGCGUGGGACGGGCAGCGGCGCAGGGCGGCAGCGGCGCGAGGCGGGGCGACCAGCGGCGAGGCGCGGGGCGGGCAGCGGCGCAGGGCGCGGAGCGGCGCGGGGCGGGGCUAGGAUCGGCGCAGGGCGGCAACGGAGCGAGGCGGGGCGAGCAGGGGCGCAGGGGAAACGACGGCGUGGACGAGUCACCGGGGGGGAGCACGCAGCGGGAGUCGCCGGAAAUGGGGAAUCGGAGGGGGAAAUUUGCGAAUUUUGAGAAAUAG